AUCCCAAUGACCAAAGCUCCACAGCCUCAAUCCCUCCAAAAUCCACUCCAGACUCAUCCAUCCCCUCGAAAUGGAACGACCCAACAUUUAUUGAGCAGCACAAACGUCAAAUUCUUGUUCCCGUCUCUUUCUUGGCCCAUCACCUUCUCCCUAUCUCCACCGGACUUUUUUCUCUUCCUUUUUCCUGCUUCUUCACUCUCUCUGCAAUUGAAUGAACUCCCAUGGCCACUCUGGAGGACAUUGGCGUGUCGGCGUUCAUUAACAUAGUCACUGCCUUCGCUUUUCUCCUGGCGUUCGCUCUGCUCAGGAUCCAGCCCGUCAACGACAGGGUCUACUUCCCGAAAUGGUACAUCGCCGGGUCGAGGACCAGCCCCAGGUCCCGGAACUUCGUGGGCAAGUUCGUCAACCUCAGAAUCACGACUUACUUGACCUUCUUGAAUUGGAUGCCCCAGGCCAUGAAGAUGAGCGAGGCCGAGAUCAUUGGCCACGCCGGUGUUGACUCUGCCGUCUUUCUCAGGAUUUACACUCUUGGCUUGAAGAUUUUUGUACCAAUUACAGCGGUUGCCCUCUUGGUUCUUAUCCCAGUCAAUGUAUCAGAUGGGACAUUAUCUUUCCUCAAGAGAGAUUUGGUUACGAGCGACAUCGAUAAGCUAUCAAUAUCAAAUGUUCGUCCUCAGUCAACAAGGUUCUUUGUUCACAUUGGAUUGGAGUACUUGUUCACUCUAUGGACAUGCUUCAUGCUAUUCAGGGAGUAUGAUAUUGUAGCUUCUAUGAGGCUGCGUUUCUUGGCUUCACAACGGCGUCGUGUUGAGCAGUUCACAGUAGUGGUUCAAAAUAUGCCUCGUGUUUCUGGCAAGUCAGUAUCAGAUACUGUGGAGCAUUUCUUUAAAACUAAUCACCCAGAACACUAUCUUUGUCACCAGGCAGUAUAUAAUGCAAACAAAUAUGCCGUACUUGUGAGAAGAAGAGAAAGGCUCCAGAAUUGGCUUGAUUACUAUCAACUUAAGUUUGAGAGGCAUCCUGAGAAGAGACCAACUAGCAAGAUUGGUUUUUGCGGGCUCUGGGGUGAACGAGUAGAUGCAAUUGACUACUAUAAAGAACGGAUCAAGAUUCUUGACAAAAGAAUGGCCGUGGAGCGUGAAGAAGUUAUUAAAGAUCCAAAGUCCAUUCUACCAGUUGCUUUUGUUUCCUUUAAUUCACGAUGGGGGGCUGCAGUUUGUGCACAGACGCAGCAAAGCAAGAAUCCCACCUUAUGGUUGACAAACUGGGCUCCAGAACCUCGGGACGUCUAUUGGAAGAACUUAGCUAUACCAUUUGUGUCAUUGACCAUUCGGAAACUUGUGAUAUCCCUGUCGGUGUUUGCUCUGGUGUUCUUUUACAUGAUACCGAUUGCAUUUGUGCAAUCUCUUGCCAAUUUGGAGGGUCUAGAAAGAGUUGCUCCUUUCCUCAGGCCUGUGAUUGAACUGAACUUUAUCAAGUCAUUCUUACAAGGUUUCCUACCUGGUCUAGCCCUUAAGAUAUUCUUGUACAUCCUUCCUACGGUACUGGUGAUCAUGUCGAAGAUUGAGGGGUACAUCGCAAUGUCGACAUUGGAAAGGAGGGCUGCUUCAAAGUACUACUACUUUAUGUUGGUUAAUGUCUUCUUGGGAAGCAUUAUAACAGGAACAGCGUUUCAGCAGCUGCAUUCUUUCUUGCAUCAGUCAGCUACUGAGAUACCGAAGACCAUUGGGGUGUCGAUACCAAUGAAAGCUACUUUCUUUAUUACCUACAUAAUGCUUGAUGGUUGGGCUGGGAUUGCUGCCGAGAUUCUCCGUUUAAAGCCAUUGGUCAUAUACCACCUUAAGAAUAUGUUUUUGGUGAAGACUGACCGGGACAGGGGAAGGGCCAUGGACCCUGGAAGUGUAGAUUUUCCAGAGACUCUCCCAAGCCUCCAGUUGUACUUUCUUCUGGGAAUUGUUUAUGCUGUGGUUACUCCGAUUCUUCUUCCUUUUAUUCUGGUGUUCUUUGCCUUUGCAUACUUAGUAUACCGUCAUCAGAUAAUUAAUGUCUACAAUCAGCAAUAUGAGAGUGUUGCUGCAUUCUGGCCUCAUGUUCACAGCCGCAUUAUUGCAAGCUUAUUGAUAUCUCAACUUCUGCUAAUGGGGUUGCUCAGUACCAAAGAAGCUGCUAGUUCAACUCCUUUGCUUGUUGUAUUACCGGUGUUUACGUUGGCAUUCCACAAGUAUUGCAAGCAUCGGUUUGAACCUGCCUUUAGGAAGCAUCCACUUGAGGAAGCAAUGGCGAAAGAUUUAGAGGAACGAGAAGAAGAACCGAACCUUAACUUGAAAGCAUACUUAGCUGAUGCGUACCUGCACCCGAUUUUCCGGUCAUUUGAGGUGGAGGAAGAGGAAGUAGUUCAAGUCGCAGCCGACAAGCACCAAUCUCAUGUAGCCAGCCCUUCUGGAAGCGAACUUAGCUCGCCCUCACCUAUCCAUCACGCUUAUCACUACGAAGUUAAUACACAAAAUUACUAUUCUUAUCAUUAUGAGGCUGAGCCUUGAAGCAACAGGUCCUCAUCUGCUCGCUUAUGAAAGCCUAACCUAUUUUUUCCAUCUUCUAACAAUCUCUCUGUCCUAUAUAAUUACUUAGCUUUGGAGUGACCUUUUUUUUUUUUCCGCAUUUCUAGUUUCCUUGUUUGUAUUUGUCCUUCUGUGUAAAUUUGAGUGAAUGUAACUUUCUGUUCAGACAAACUCUGAUGAACAUGAAGAUGCUAUAGAUUUUUGUUGUCUUCUCUUUGGCUUCA
Messenger RNA from Rhodamnia argentea, 2782 nucleotides. Its product is annotated as CSC1-like protein At1g32090. The transcript is spliced from 11 exons. Gene Ontology annotation, cellular component: plasma membrane. The record is from RefSeq and is a predicted model, not a curated record. NCBI's taxonomy places the organism in Eukaryota, Viridiplantae, Streptophyta, Magnoliopsida, Myrtales, Myrtaceae. Bases 222 to 2540 code for a protein of 772 amino acids. Gene Ontology annotation, molecular function: calcium-activated cation channel activity.